Messenger RNA from Asparagus officinalis (garden asparagus), 2997 nucleotides. Its product is annotated as lysine-specific demethylase JMJ25-like. The record is from RefSeq and is a predicted model, not a curated record. The transcript has 14 exons. Gene Ontology annotation, molecular function: chromatin DNA binding; histone H3K9 demethylase activity; transcription coregulator activity. Gene Ontology annotation, cellular component: histone deacetylase complex; chromatin. The coding region runs from base 1 to 2835 and encodes 944 amino acids. NCBI's taxonomy places the organism in Eukaryota, Viridiplantae, Streptophyta, Magnoliopsida, Asparagales, Asparagaceae. Gene Ontology annotation, biological process: regulation of transcription by RNA polymerase II.
AUGGCCAAAACUUUCUGCAAUGGUCUCAAUCAGUAUUCAUGUUUGUGUACGGCAGAGGCAAAGAUGGACACCUUACUGGAUAUUGUCACCAUUAACAAGAAGGAGAAGGGUCUAACAUGCCACCAAUGCCAGCAAUAUUAUGAAGUAAAUAUUGUUAUUUGCUCGAACUGCAAAACCGUACGAUAUUGCUUUAGCUGCCUUGCUAACUGGUAUCCCAGGCAAACAAGGGAAGAUCUUCAGCAUAUCUGUCCAGUUUGUCGUGGUACCUGUAAUUGUAAACAAUGUCUCCGCGAGCAUAUUCUCUUGCCGAUUAACAGGAAGGAAGCAAAUGACAGAGUUAAGCUAAAGUGGCUACUCUGCUUGUUGAAUAAUCUCUUGCCUCUUCUCAGACAAAUCCAUGAGGAGCAUAACCUAGAGUUAGAUAUGGAAGCCAAAAUACAAGGUGAAAAAUUAAAUAUUACGGAUGUAGAAAGGAUUAAACUUGACAAAGAGGAGCGAAUAUAUUGUGACAAUUGUUGCACAUCCAUUGUUGACUUGCAUAGAAGCUGUUUUCAUUGUCGCUAUGAUCUCUGCCUGACAUGCUGUCAAGAAUUACGCGAAGGUCGUCAGCCCGGUGGUAUUGAAGCAGAUGGAAUUGACUUAUAUUACAUGAACAAAGGUCAAUGUCAUGAUGCGAAUUUCAAAGGAAUAAAACCUCUACCACAGAAAUGGUCUGGAUGGGAGAGGCAGGAUUUACCUGCAAGAAAAAAACUCAUUAUCACUUCACCUGACCAAUGUCCUAAGUGGAGGGCUAAUGAUGAUGGUAGCAUUCCAUGCCCACCAAAAGAAUAUGGUGGCUGUGGUGAUGGUACCCUUAAGCUGAAGCGCAACCUUAAAGCUAAUUGGUUAGCUAAACUUCUCAAGGAAGCUGAUGAAUUAACUGCUAGCAGUCAAUUCUUAUGCGGUGAUAUGUCUCCAGGUUGUUCCAUAUGCUUCCCAAAUUGUUCGUCUGCAGCAGAUAAACUAAACAACUCUGGUACGCGUCAAGCUGCAGUUCGGGCAAACAGCAAUGAUAACUUUUUGUAUUGUCCAAAUGCAAGUGAUUUAGAAGAUGAUGAUAUGGAACACUUUCAAAAGCACUGGGUUAGGGGUGAGCCUAUAGUAGUUAGAGGUGUGCUUAAGAAAGCAACUGGACUUAGUUGGGACCCGAUGGUCAUCUGGAGGACUAUUAGCAAAAGAAUGAUGCAGAAGUUUAAAGACAAGGGAAGCACAGUGAAAGCUAUUGACUGCUUCGAUUGGUGUGAGGUUGAGAUUAAUAUACGCCAGUUCUUCACAGGUUACAUGGAAGGUCGCAUGCAUGGAAAUGGUUGGCCUGAAAUGCUUAAGCUGGAGGAUUGGCCUUCAUCUAGUUUAUUUGAAGAAUUUUUACCCAGGCACGCUGCUAAAUUUUUUGCUACAGUUCCAUUUCAGCAAUAUACAGAUCCAAAAUUCGGUGUUUUGAAUCUUGCUACAAGGAUCCCUGAUUAUCGGCCCAAACCGGAUUUAGGACCCAAAACAAACAUUGCUUACGGAUUUGAAGAAGAACUUGGCAGGGGUGAUUCAGUGACCAAACUCCAUUGUGAUAAAUCUGAUGCAGUAAAUAUUAUGACACACACAACAGAGUUAAGAAUAUUUGAUUGGCAGUAUGAGAAGAUAAAACAGUUGAAGAAAAGGUAUAGAGAUGAGGACUUGCAAGAACUAUAUACAGAUGUUUGUAAAACCACACCUAAGAAUGUACCAAAUAAACAUCCUGGAACUUUGGGCUCUCCAUUUAAAGUGACUGAGGGUUCAUCACCAGCCAUGCCUAAACCUCUUGAGGGCAUGGAGCAGAGUUUGACAUUUGAUGAGAUGCUUACGGGGAAUCCACUCGAUGUGCCGGAGCCUAAUUCAGAGGAAUCCAUAAAGGGUCUCCAGAUGAGCAAAAAGCUAAGGAUGCUUGAUAAUGAAACGCUUAAUCUUAUAGUACCUAUUCCUGCACCCUGCGAUGGACAUAUGGCUGCAGAGAUCAAUAUUGUUGGAAAGGUUGAGGAGUUUGGAGUCAAUGGUGCAUCUGAGGAUAUCUCUAGUUCAUUUGAAGGAAAAAUAACAGACAAUGGUGAGUCGGUAAAAUUAGAUGCAAAAGAUGAUUCAAAAGCGGAGAGCAGUUUAGAAGGCAAUCAUGGAGGUGCUGUUUGGGACAUAUUCCGCAGGCAAGAUGUCCCACAGUUAAUUAAGUACCUUCAAAAACACUGGAAGGAAUUUCGACAUAUCAGUAAUCGUCCUGUUGAUUCGGUUGUUCAUCCUAUUCACGAUCAGACAUUUUACCUAAAUGAGUAUCACAAGAAGCGGCUUAAAGAAGAGCUCAAUGUGGAACCUUGGACAUUUGAGCAGCAUCUUGGAGAGGCGGUCUUCAUUCCAGCUGGGUGCCCAUAUCAAUUGAGAAAUAAAAAGUCUUGCAUCAAAAUGGCCCUUGACUUUGUUUCGCCGGAAAACGUUGGUGAAUGUGUUCGGUUGACUGAAGAGUUCCGUUUGCUUCCACGAACCCAUAGGGCAAAGGAGGAUAAACUAGAGGUGAGGAAAAUGGCUCUUUUUGCUGCAAACGCAGCUCUUAGGGAGGCAACUGAAUUGACCCUAAAACUUAGCGAAGAAUUUUUAAACUGCAAAGAUGGAGCACUACAAGUGGGGAAUGAUUUAAAGCUAUGGUUGACUAUCAAUUUCCAAAGCGAUCGACGUGAUGAUUUGGAUGGAACAAGAAAAGAAGAAAGCAGAAAAUACUAUUGCAGGAAAUUAAAACAAAAGACAUCCUUCCACGGAGGAAAAACAAUGCUCUACUCCUAAAUUUGCUUUGCAGCUAACUUGAUUUUAUAGAAUACAAUUAACUCCUUAAAUAGAGAUUAACUCAAUCAGAAUAGCAUAUAGUUGAGAGUUAUUAUAAGAAUGUAACCUGCUAUCCAAAUAGAAUUCUCUUGUAGAGUUUCUAUUUUAAAUACUCUUCAAAUA